Molecule: messenger RNA, 1022 nt
Organism: Oryza brachyantha (malo sina)
Lineage: Eukaryota; Viridiplantae; Streptophyta; Magnoliopsida; Poales; Poaceae
Product: B-box zinc finger protein 22-like
Exons: 2
Coding region: 128-778 (216 amino acids)
Biological process (GO): photomorphogenesis; regulation of DNA-templated transcription
Cellular component (GO): nucleus
Molecular function (GO): zinc ion binding
Source: RefSeq, a predicted model, not a curated record
UUGUGUUCGUGUAUAUAUGAAUCCAAACUAGUCGUCAAAGCUAGAGAUUUUAUUAUCUUAUAACAAUAAAGUGGUCUCUCUCUCGCGGCCGGCGAGCGAGCUAACGGCGGCCGGCCGGCGGGAACUGAUGAAGAUUGGGUGCGACGCGUGCGAGCAGGCGGAGGCGGCGGUGCUGUGCUGCGCCGACGAGGCCGCGCUGUGCCGCCGCUGCGACGCCGCCGUGCACUCCGCCAACAGGCUCGCCGGGAAGCACCACCGCGUCGCGCUCCUCCUCCCCGCCUCCGCAGCCGGUACCGUAGGGCCCUCGCCCGCCGCCGCCGCCGGCGACGACGUCCACCCCACCUGCGACAUCUGCCAGGAGAAGACAGGUUACUUCUUCUGCCUCGAGGACCGCGCGCUGCUGUGCCGCAGCUGCGACGUCGCCGUCCACACCGCCACGCCCCACGUCGCCGCGCACCGCCGCUUCCUCAUCACCGGCGUCCGCAUCGGCGACAGCGUCGACGCCACCGCCACCGCCUGCGCCGCUGACGACGUCAGCAGCAGCAUCGCGCCGGCUGGCUCGGCAAGCAGCAACCACGCCGUCGCCGGCGAUGGCCGGUCGCCUCCGCCGGCGCCGCCGCCAGCGGCGAGGUUCUCAGGAGACGAUGACAUUGAGCUGGAGCAGCAGUGGCCGUGGAGCGACGUCUUCGCCGACGACGAUGACGUCAGCGCCGCGGCCGCCAUGGAGCAGUGCUACGCUGGCAUGUCUGAACCUCACUCCUCUAGCCUCACUGGAUGAUGUCAGCUAACUUCAGUCCAGUGAGAUGUUGUAAUUUCAAUCAAUUGAUCCAACAGAAAAGAAUAUUUUAAUUGACAUCUUUUAACUCCAUAGAAAAAAGUGAUUAAUUAGUCCUAGAUACUUGGGGUCAUCAAAUUGGUAACUAUGUAAGAUGCAAUUGUGGGAUAUGUAGUUAUGUGCCAUAUAAAGGCAUAAAACAGUGUCAAAUUUGCAGAUGUUAAAAGAAGAAUCAAAUGUUCAGGAU